AUGCUCCUGACAGCGUCGCGAGCCCUCCUGCAGCAAGCGGGAGAGAUGUCCACCGCGCUUCACUGGAUGCGCCGCAUCUCCGCCCGUGUGCCGGAGUCUGGGCUCUCGGGUUCCCAGCUGCAGGCGCUUCUGGACGAUGAGUUCCCGUCGUUUUCGCCUUCGGAGGUCGGCGCCGUGACGCUGAAGGAGGCAGUGCUAAGAUUCCCCGAGCUGCUUAGUGUGGAGGAUGGAACCCAGCUGCAGGCCAAAUGGCACGUGCGGCCCACUCACGCGCGCAAGGCUCAGGAGGAGUGUGUGUCGUCCUCCCCGAAACCUACUGAGACGUAUACAUUGCCCAUGCUGAAGCUUCAGCAGUUCUGCACGAAGCGAGCGCGCAUGCAUCACAACACGUACAUGCCACUCGAGUACGUGCUCAGCAAGGCCGAUAUCCAUGAUGUGAACAUUGUUGGAGAAGUACUGAGCAACCCGGACGCUGCGCUCGACGUGCAGGCGGGGGUGCGCAUUAAGCCGAAGCGCACGCCGCGUGCAGUUGUAGCCUUCGUGGACGGAGAUUUGCUUCCCGCCGUUGCCGUCGAUGAAAUGUGCAAUGAGCUGAAGGUGUUGAAGGAGUCGAGUAUCGUGACCAUUGUUCGGCAGCCGGGCAGCCAUGCGCUUUCGGCUGUCGACAUUGUGUGCCCUGACGUCAUUCCGACUUAUCUGAGCAUUGAGAAGUACGCGCACGAGCUGCGGCUGCGGAGGCCAUACGUGCGCCACGACGUUGUGUACAUGUGCGCUGCCUCGCAGUUCAACAUCUACGCAGGCCGCGUGGCUCUUCUAAACGAAUUCCCUGAUGCGGACGUAUACGUAUGCUGCCCGAGCAUGAUAGCGCUGGUUAAGCCAAAGAAAGUGAUUCCGUUCGAGUGA
Leishmania mexicana MHOM/GT/2001/U1103 is the source of this 903-nucleotide messenger RNA. RefSeq lists its product as hypothetical. NCBI's taxonomy places the organism in Eukaryota, Euglenozoa, Kinetoplastea, Trypanosomatida, Trypanosomatidae. The transcript has a single exon. The coding region runs from base 1 to 903 and encodes 300 amino acids. The record is from RefSeq and is a predicted model, not a curated record.